GUGUAAAAAUGGUAAAAUGUCGCUCUCUGUGUAGGAGUUUGGAUAAUGAAAUACGACUAGUAAUUCGUGGUCAAACUAACGUUGGUUUAGAAGGCCGACAGGUAAAUAAUAAACAAAUUUGACUGACAUUGUUUACGUCGCUGUUUGUGAUGUUACUCUGAGUGUGUAUCCACACCGGGCAAGCUUGAAAAAUAUGCUUGGCCACAACACCAACACAAAAAAUCAUGAUUAUUAGAUUACAUUAAUGUCGAAGGAACUAGACUCGGUUCCGAAAUAUUACAUACUCGAACCGUCCUGACCGCGUAGCUCAGUUGGCAGAGCAUUGGGCUGGUAUCCAAAGGUCCUAGGUUCGAUUCCCACCGUGGCCAUGCAGAUAUAGUUUUCAAGCUUGCCCGGCGUGAAUACACACUCAGAGUAACACCACAAACAUCAUAUUCACUUGAGUACACAACACCAACACAAAAAAAUUGUUUACGUCGUUGCAACCAAUUCUCAAACUCAUUAAUAAUUUAUGAGUAAAUUAGCCAACCAUGCAUAUUGGCUUUAUUUUGCUCACAUGAUAUAAUACUGGAUGCCUGAUGAAGUAUAUUGAUCCUGACCUAGGACUGGAUCAAAAUUAAUUCAGUCCUUGGACUGGAUCAGAAUUAAUUAAGUAGUGAUGUUAUAUGUAAACAACUCGUUUGAGUGUUUCAUCAGGGGAUCCAAACACGAGAAAACUGUAUGAAACACGAGCGCGAAGCGCGAGUGUUUUAUUGUUUUCGAGUGUUUGGUCCCCUGAUGAAACACGAGAAACGAGUUGUUUACACAACAUCUCAAACGAAAACAUUUAAUUGGCUUAUAUAUAUUAUUAUAGUAUAUUGUUGUGUUUUGACUUGAAUUUGUAAUUAGGAUCUCAGUUAUUAGAUGAAAACCGUUUUUCAUCUAACAACAGUGAUGGUAUAUGAUUUUUAGCGUGUUUCCUUGCGGUAUCCAACCUCAAUGAUGUGACCAAUUAGGGUGAGUUCAUUCGCUAAUUUGCUCAUGAAUUAUUAAUGAGUUUGAGAUUUAUUCGUACGAGAUGUCAUUUCAAAUCCUCCAAUGGACCUUUCCCCUUAUAACUAAAAUUUCGAUCUAGACAAAAAUUUCAUCACAGCUUGAAAGAGAAUCCCAAAAUUAGUAAUAUUCCAAAGUUUUGUUGCAAAAUCUUGUAAAAUGCGGAUAAUAUAGCCAUGUGAAGUUUGCCGUUUUUCAGUCAUUUUGUAUUACAAACGGGAAAUUGACAUCCGAUUCGGGUGUUGGGUCUCCAAUUUCCCGUUUGUAAUCUAAAAUGACUGAAAAUUGCAAACUUUGCAAGGCUCUAUUUUCCUCAUUUUACAACAUUUCACAACGAAACUUUGGAAUAUUACUAAUUUUGUGAUGCUCUUUCAAGCUGUGAUGAAAUAUUUGUCUAGACUUGCCUAGAUCAAAAUUUUGGUUAUAAGGGGAAAGGUCUAUUCGGACUGGACUAGAUUUCGAGUCCUCCCAUUUUGACCCAGUCCUCGGCUUCGCCUCGGACGUGAUCAAAUUGUGCGGACUUGAAAUCUAGUCCAGUCCUCAUAGUCCUCGGAUUUGAAAUAUUACAUCACAACGUUAGAUAACUCACAUUCCUAGUUACUAGCUUACAGAAUCAUAGAAUAGGACAACGGUGACCAAGAUUGUUUACCAUUUACAUGGAAAACCCAUCCGGUUUGAAAUUGUGCUAAUUACCGGUAAGCAAAAUUUCGGAUAGAAAAUCCCAUUCGGAUUAUGCCGGCGCUUUCCAUUUAGAGUGACUGACCGGAAGGCAGUGAAGUAUUUAAUAAUUCCAAUUGUUAAAUCGAGAAGAGCCUGGAACUGGUGAAAAAAUAAAAAAGAUGUAAAUGGAACAAAAUUUACCGGUUGAAACGUUGCAAUCGGUAAGAGAGGACAACCUUUUCAAACAAACCGUUCAUUCCGGAAAAGUUCCGGUUGGGCCGUCGAAAUAUGCUUGUUCCAUUUACUUUCCGUAUGGAAUCACCGGAAUUUCCAUGUAAAUGGUAAACAACCCAUGCAUUAGAAUUAUGUAUAAGAGUUAUUCAUUCAUGUAGAUAAUUCUAAAGCUUAGUUACCUUUAUUCUAUUCUGUGCUUCUGUAGUUAGAACAAUGAAUGAUAAUGGACCAUUUGCAUUAUAGACUAAAUUUUGAUCUAGACAAAAGUUUCAUCACAGCUUGAAAGAGCAUCACAAAAUUAGUAAUAUUCCAAAGUUUCGUUGCGAAAUGUUGUAAAAUGCGGAUAAUAUAGCCUUGCGAAAUUUGCAAUUUUCAGUCAUUUUGUAUUACAAACGGGAAAUUGAUGCCCCAACACCCGAUUGGGCUGUCAGUUUCCCGUGCGUAUAAUACAAAAUGACUGAAAAACGGCAAACUUCGCAUGGCUAUAUUAUCUGCAUUUUACAACAUUUCGCAACGAAACUUUGGAAUAUUACUAAUUUUGUGAUGCUCUUUCAAGCUGUGAUGAAAUUUUUGUCUAGAUCAAAAUUUAGUCUACAAUGCAAAUGGUCCAUUAGGCAUGUGAAUUAUCUCAAAUUGUGGAUUGGGAGUGAAAUAAUUGAUCUUCUCUCAACCCGUCAGAAUUCAGUAUUUUUAUUGUUUAUGCAAAUACUCAAGUUUGCUGAGCAAAUAGUUCGAGUCCCUUAUGUUAGUUGUGUUUAUAUGUGAUGUUCUAUGUGUUAUAAUGUGUGAUUGCUUUAUUUCUCGCUGCGUUUAUAGGCGUUGGAAGAAGCGCAACAAGCCAUUCAACAGCUGUUUGAAAAGAUUAAUGAUAUUAAAUAUAAAGCCGAAAAGUCAGAACAAAUGGUAAAUUUAGCCGAUUGAUGCAUAGCGUGGUCACAGAAUAGGAAGUUAUAGCAGAAGCGUAACUCUAGUCGUUUCCCUUAUUGUUUGACGUCCACGAAAAUUUUAACUCGCUCACGCCAAUCCACGCCAUCCUGGCUAGUACAGCCGGAAGUUUUUAUCAGGUUUUGGUAGGUACAAAGUGCCGGUUGUACUAGCCAGGAUGGCGUGAUUGAUGACGAAUCGCUUGUAAAAACGCGGACAAAUACUUGCUUGAGUUACGCUUCUGCUAUACCUUCCUAUUCUGUGGCGUGGUUUUGUUUUGUAUGAUUUUAAUCAUAAAAACGGACAAUGGUAUGGUAUGGUAUGAUGUGGAAUGGUAUGGUGUAGUGUUGUAGUAAGGUGUGUUGUGUUGUGGUAAAGUAUGGUAUAUGGUAUGGUGUGGUAGAGUAUGGUAAGGUAUGUUAUGGUAUGAUAUGGUAUGGUAUGGUAUGGUAUGGUGUGGUGUGGUGUGGUGUGGUGUGGUGUGGUAGAGUAUGGUAAGGUAUGGUAUGGUAUGGUGUGAUGUGGAAUGGUAUGGUAUGGUGUAGGGUUGUAGUACGGUGUGUUGUGUUGUGAUAAAGUACGGUAUAUGGUAUGGUGUGGUAGAGUAUGGUAAGGUAUGUUAUGGUAUGAUAUGAUAUGGUAUGGUAUGGUAUGGUGUGGUAGAGUAUGGUAUGGUAUGGUAUGGUAUGAUAUGAUAUGAUAUGAUAUGAUAUGGUAUAAUGUGAUUUCAUAUGGUAUGCUGGUUUGGUAUGGUUUGGAACAAUUUGAAUAUUUUAUAGUUUUUCUAAUGUCUAGGUGAAAGAAAUCACAAGAGACAUCAAACAACUCGAUUAUGCAAAGCGACAUUUAACUCAUUCUAUCACCACUUUAAAUCAUUUACAUAUGUUGGUUGGAGGUGUCGAAAGUUUACAGUAAGUUCAAUACUUGGGGGCAUCUCGUUCUAUAGAACUAAUAGUAGUAGACAGAUUUAGAUCGCGG
Molecule: messenger RNA, 3828 nt
Organism: Paramuricea clavata
Lineage: Eukaryota; Metazoa; Cnidaria; Anthozoa; Malacalcyonacea; Plexauridae
Source: the annotation of a GenBank genome assembly